UUUACCCACACAAUGGUGAUUCCCGAAAUCGUGCUGCGUCAGAAUAAUUCGAAAGUUUUUGAACCGUGAUUAGGUUUGUUUUUGUGCUUUAUCGUACAUUUGUAGAUUGCCAAUACAAUUCAAGAUGUCCGGAGAUGGAAAACUCGAAAAGAUGGAAGUUGACUACAGCGAGACUGUAGAUAAGCUCAUUCCAGAGUGCGAAACAAUAGCAAAGGAUGGGAACUUGGAGGAAGCUCUCGAAAAGUUGUACGGAUUGGAAAAACAAACAAGAGUUGCAUGCGAUAUGGUGUCUAAUGGAAAGAUUAUGGUAUGUGCUGUGAAAAUUUGUUUCGAAGCAAAAAAAUGGGAAAUGCUUAACGAUAUCAUUGUUGUGUUAACAAAGAAACGUAGUCAGCUUAAACUGGCCGUGGCAAAAAUGGUACAGGAGUGUUAUACUUACGUGGAAAAAACACCGGAUUUGGAAACUAAGCUUAAACUAAUUGACACAUUAAGAGUUGUGACUGAAGGAAAGAUAUAUGUGGAAAAUGAAAGAGCCAGAUUAACCAUGAAACUUGCGAAAAUUAAAGAGAACCAGGGGGAUAUAGGGGAGGCCGCUACUAUUCUGCAAGAGCUCCAAGUUGAAACAUUCGGAAGCAUGGAAAGGAAGGAAAAAAUCGAAUUUAUUCUUGAGCAAAUGAGGCUGUGUCUGGCAAAAAAGGAUUACAUUCGCGUUCAGAUUAUCAGCAAAAAAAUCAGCAUUCGGUUUUUUGAAAAUAAAGACGAAGAUGUGCAGCAGUUGAAGUUGAGAUAUUAUCAAAUGAUGAUUGAAUUGGAUUUGGCUGACGGAAAUUAUUUGUCAACCUGCAAGCAUUUUAAGGCGGUGUAUGAUACACCUUUGAUUGAAACUGACAAAAUUAAGUGGAAGCAAGCUCUGAAGAGUGUGGUGUUGUAUGUGAUCUUGGCACCGCAUGAUAAUGAGCAGUCUGAUAUGCUCGAGAGAGUCAGAACGGAAAAGAAAUUGGAAGAAAUUCCGAAAUACAAAGAGCUGUUGGAGUGCUUCGUAUCUCAAGAACUGAUGCAGCUGGAAAAGUUCAUGGCAUUGUAUGAGCAUGAGCUUAGGGAAGGAGAGAGUGGCAGUCCAUGUACAGAUGUGUUCUUGCACACUGAGGAUGGUCAGAAGAGGUGGAAGGACUUUGCUAAUCGAGUUGUUGAGCACAACAUUCGUAUCAUGGCCAAGUAUUAUACAAGGAUCACUUCUAAAAGGAUGUCUAACUUGCUGGAUCUGUCGGUGGAAGAAGCAGAGGAAUACCUGGCAAAGUUGGUGGUUAAUAAGACUGUGUAUGCUAAGAUAGACCGACUGGCUGGUGUGGUGACUUUCACAAGACCGAGAGAUCCAAGUGAUGUUUUAAAUGAGUGGUCUCAUUCUGUCAACAAGCUCAUGGGUCUAGUGAACAAAGCUACUCAUUUAAUUGCGAAAGAAGAAAUGAUCCACUCUUUAAAAGCAAUUUGAUAGACUCACUGAUUGUAUGUACUAGAAAAUUCAAAACAAGAUCACAAAAGUUCCCGCUUUUGUAUUAUUUGUUAUGGAGUUACGUUUUGCUGGCUUCUUUUAUUUGUUUGCAUUAUACAUAAAUGGGUUGUAAAAGUGUUGUAUGUUGUAUUAUUACGAUACCCACAAUACAUUGAAUACAUGUGUAAUGUUGAUUUGUAAUGUCACUAUACAUACCUUUAGACCUUUACUUAACUACAUUAAAUGCAAUGCAAGAAGUUAUGGGGCUUAAUACCAUGUGUUUAAAUUUCA
Ciona intestinalis (vase tunicate) is the source of this 1780-nucleotide messenger RNA. RefSeq names its product 26S proteasome non-ATPase regulatory subunit 12-like. Gene Ontology annotation, cellular component: proteasome regulatory particle, lid subcomplex; cytoplasm. The record is from RefSeq and is a predicted model, not a curated record. Lineage: Eukaryota; Metazoa; Chordata; Ascidiacea; Phlebobranchia; Cionidae.